AUGAACAACAUCACCGCCGCUUCCCGACCCCCUCUCCUCGACCACCGCCCCCCGCUAUCGCCCAUGUCCGUUGCUGGAAGCGACUGGUCUGGCAUCAGCACCUACAAAUCUCCUACCGACUCCGGUAGUACAAUGUCCCGUACUGCCUCCUCUAGCGGUCCAAGCAUGGGACGCUCCUCGAACACAUCGCCACCUUCUUCCGUUGCACGGUCAUCCGACGGUAUGAGAAUGUACGAAGAUUCACCUAACAUGCGGCCUCGCAUGAGAAUGCCGCCUCGACGAGAUCAGAAACUCGACGAUGAGCAGCAGGUUGCUCGCCAACACGCUGCUCUCAAAGCUCUCCUAGAACCAUACUUAAAAGCUGAAAAGAACGAUUCUAAAGCCAACAAAGCGCGCGAUAAACUGCUUCGACUCACUGGGAUCCAGUUUCAGGAGCUCAGUACAGAUGUAUACGACGAGCUACAACGACGCCAGGGUGCUGGCGAUCGCCUCUCUAGUGCUUCCAGUGUCCUUAAAAUCAAUCCCGCCGAUCUCCCCGAGGGCUCUACACCACACCUUAUGCCUAGGACCGAAUUUCAUCCUAAGAGGAACCAGGCCAGGCAGAAGCUCAGCACAUUGCCGACACCCCGAUUUCGAGAUCUAGCGACAGAUGUGUUUUACGAACUGGAAAGGAGGUACCCACACGUCACGGGUAGCGGCAUUGAUCGGUCGGCAAGCCCUGCCAGUAGCCUUCGCGACAAUUCACCGAACAAUCAGCAGGACAGACGUCCAAAACCAGCUCCACUAAAUCCGAAUACACUAAACGGUGCGCAACGCCCUGGCCCUGGGGGUUACGGCAUGCAACCGAGGACACCCACAGGUCUUGGCCCAGGAGCUGGGCCUGGGGGUCCAAAUGGUAUGGGAGGCCCGAAUGGUAUGGGAGGACCGAAUGGUAUGGGAGGACCGAAUGGUAUGGGAGGACCAAAUAAUAUGGGAGGACCAAAUAAUAUGGGAGGACCAAACGGUAUGGGAGGACCAAACGGGUUCGGGGGUCCAACGAACGGACUAGGCGGCCCCCCAAAUGGACUAGGGGGUCCAAAUGGUCCUGGCGCUGGUCCCAACUCUCUAGGCCGUCCUCUACCGAAAAAUCUACCGCCACAAAACAGACCUGAUAAGCCUAUAUCAGAUGAAGAUUACGACGAGAUGCCCAACGAUGAGGAGGAAGCCUUUGGUUUAGAAGAUCGGUACCGACAAUCUGGAGGCGCUAAUAAGAGGGCAGUUAACGGCCGAGAGAGCUUAGCUAGUAACGCUAGCUCCUCCCGUGAGCCACUGUCUAAUCAGGCCGACAAGAAGCUGAUUGCCGACUACCAGGUACAAGUGUCCACCCUACAAAAAAGACUCGACGCAAUAGAAUUCCAGACCCGAGAAAAGGACCUUGAGAUUAGUAGAUUAAGGGAUGCAGAACAAUUGUGGAAGGACGAUGAGGAAGAACUUCGGUCUGUGCAAAGCCAACUGAAGGUUCUUCAAGGGCAUAACGAACAUGCUCUAGAGAACAAAACCCGGGAACUGUCUGAUCUAAAAAAUUUACUCGAGAACAAGCUUGCCAAUGCCCAAAAUCUUAAUUCUUCCUUGCAAAGUGAACUAGCACGGCUGAGAUCCGAAAACCGCGCCUUAGAGGAUUGGCAAAAUUCACACGAAUGUCGAGGUGGUGGUGGAGGCAAUGGCAUCGGGGGAGGAGGCGACCCAGAUCUACAGAGAAAGUACAAGGAGCUACUGGAGGUGCACGAGCAUCUUAAAGUCGAACUACAGCAGCAGCAAGAAACAACAGAGGAGGUUCGGAAGCAAGCAAUGAGUUUCUUGGAGGAAAUGAAGUCCCUGUCAGCCAGCGGCGACAUUACACAUUCGCAUGACCAAUUAACUGCUGAAAUUGCAAGUCUGAGGGAUGAAGUUAAAGAUUGGAAGGCUCGGUAUACGAAGACUAAAACACAACUCCGGAAUCUACGAGCAGCUUCAAUAGGGUUACAAUAUGCGAUGGAGAGUAGUGUCAACAGGGCCACGGUGCAUUCUGAUCCCAACGGAUUGAUAAAGGACAUUCAUAUAACAAAGUGCCAGCUUACGGUGGAUGAAAUCCUCCGGACAGCUCGUAUUGAUCCUAAGGGAACAUUAGUGCAUAUGAAGAGCGUUGCAGUAGUAGUGAGGGCGAUUACGAAGAGUAUCGAUCACUCCAAUCCGCCCGAUGACGUACUCAAGAUGUCGAUGAGGCUUGAAGCUACUGGACAAAAUCUCAUCACCGCCAUUCGAAACCACGCCUCUGCGGACGGCCUCUCGCCCGUAUCUCUCGUAGAUGCCGCCACAUCCCACCUAACAUCUGCAGUUGUUGACCUAGCUAAAAAAGUUAAGGUCCGACCGACACCUAGCGAAGAACUAGAGGAUGAUGAUAUGGGAGAUGGGAUGACGGAAGACGGCGAUGCGGAGUUGCUUAGCGUGCCGCUGAAGUCGAGCAAGUCGACACCGGUCAUGAACGGUAAUAGUCCGGCACGUACUAGUAUCGAUUCGGUCUAUAGUACCUCUUCGUUUUCAUCGCGGUAUUCGAAUCAACGAGGGUCAGCACGGAAUCAGAGUGGAACUUGGAAUUCUAAACGGGAUGGCAAGUUCUCUGCGAUGAAUCCCUUAGGUAUCGGCUCUCUGCCAUCGUUUGAUGUCCAGGAGGAACGGAGUGAGGUUGAGGAGUUGAAGAACUUCCUCAUCAGCCAAACCAACGGAGUAAUAGAGAGCAUCCAGAGGCUCCUCCAGGAGAUACGAGCAGAAGACAGCCACCUGCGGACCUUGCGGCCCCUCAUGGACGACGUUAUCCUCUUUGUAGGUAAGGUGAUACAAUCGACGGAGAACGCCAUGGAUACCGCCCGAUCCACCAAGCUACAGGAUAGAAUCGGACGGAUUGUCAAGAGCUUGGAUGACUCUAUGCACCAAAUGCUUGGCAUGAAGAUCGAAGAUAUCGAGAAUGAGGGGAAAGCUUCGAAGGACUUCAAUGCGAGGUUGGCUGGGCACUGUUUUGCCAUGGCUAGGGAAACAAAGGAACUUGUACGUGUUGUCGAGGAAAUCGACAAUGAGGCAAGAUAA
Messenger RNA from Orbilia oligospora ATCC 24927, 3099 nucleotides. RefSeq lists its product as uncharacterized. Lineage: Eukaryota; Fungi; Ascomycota; Orbiliomycetes; Orbiliales; Orbiliaceae. Gene Ontology annotation, molecular function: MAP kinase scaffold activity. Gene Ontology annotation, cellular component: cell cortex of growing cell tip; actomyosin contractile ring. The transcript is spliced from 5 exons. The coding region runs from base 1 to 3099 and encodes 1032 amino acids. The record is from RefSeq and is a predicted model, not a curated record.